This is a messenger RNA of Bradysia coprophila, 1311 nucleotides long. RefSeq lists its product as uncharacterized. The record is from RefSeq and is a predicted model, not a curated record. Lineage: Eukaryota; Metazoa; Arthropoda; Insecta; Diptera; Sciaridae.
AUGGAAGACGGCAAAGCUUUCCUUCUCGGGAGUCCACUCACCGACGAAUCUGCGGUUUUAUGUUUGGAACGAAAGAUUGAUGACUUGAAACGUCUGACGGAAAAAUUAAAAAAGAUCAAUUUUCACAGUGCGUUCUAUUUGCUGAAGAUUUCCAUUUCAACUCCACGUUUGAUCUUCUUUCUCCGAGGCAAUCCGAUGUGGAAACACACCCAUGGCCUAGAACGAUACGAUGCCGUACUCAAGGAAUCAUUAGAAUCGAUUUUAAACAUUCAACUGUCAAUUCGUUCAUGGUCCGAAUCUUCUUUGCCAAUUAAGUAUGGAGGAAUCGGAAUCAGACAUGCAACAGAGAUCGCUUUGCCUUGCUUUUUGUCAUCCAUACAUGAAGUUUCCGAUUUGGUGGACCAGCUGUUAUCUGAACCUUACCGACAGCUUGAUCCAGCAUUGUUGGAAGCAGAAAAGUUUUGGUGCGAAAAUUUUGGUGAGCUGCCUGAAAAAGAUCUAAGAAACAUUCAACAAGUUUGGGAGUCUACUGACAUAGAGCGAAAAAUCGAAUUUCUGAGUGGAUCUUUGGAAAAAACGUGGGAUAAGGCACGAUUUAAAGCAAACUCUGCACGUGAAACAGGUGCUUGGUUGCAUGCACUACCAUCGCCACAACUUGGGACAUUUCUAUCCAAUGAUGAAUUCCGAGUGGCACUAUCACUACGUCUCGGCUUACCAAUCGUUCAACCUCAUGUAUGCAUUUGUGGAGAAAAAGUUGACAAAUACGGACAUCAUGGUUUAUCGUGUGCUAAGGCUAAAGGCACGAAUUCACGACAUGCAAAUGCAAACGGUAUUUUCCAACGUGCAUUGAAAUCAGGUCAAGUGCCGGCUAUUCUCGAACCACCUGGGUGUUCUCGGCCAGAUGGAAAACUUCCAGACGGAAUGACUCUAAUCCCAUGGGCGAGAGGGAGGUCACUGCUGUGGGAUUUUACAUGCAGAGACACUUUUGCGCCUUCGUAUCUGAAUGGAUCAUCCAAUCAUGUCGGCUAUGUAGCGAAACAAGCCGAGAGGAAAAAAAUCAGUCAUUAUUCGGAUUUGGCCCAUCAUUUCAUUUUCAUUCCUAUUGCUACUGAAACAUCAGGGGUCAUAGGAAAGCUUGGAAUGGAUUUGAUAAAAAGUAUUGGAAGUAAAAUUACUGAUGCUACUGGUGAAAAACGAGCUACAUCGUAUUUAAUUCAAAGAGUCAGCAUCGCCAUUCAGAAAGGAAAUGUAGUUUCAAUUUUGGGAACAAUCCCACCCACGAGAGAUUUGAGCGAAAUAUUUUAUUUGUAA